Molecule: messenger RNA, 1140 nt
Organism: Trifolium pratense (red clover)
Lineage: Eukaryota; Viridiplantae; Streptophyta; Magnoliopsida; Fabales; Fabaceae
Exons: 1
Coding region: 302-892 (196 amino acids)
Source: RefSeq, a predicted model, not a curated record
ACACAGUAACAUCAACUUGAAAUUAUCCUCCUCUUCUCUCCUCUCCUUCUUUCUUCUCCUCUUUUCCCUUCCCACACCCAUUUCACCAAAUAAAAAAACUUCCAUACCCCAAUUUCCUCAACAUCAAAAAAGGACGAAAAAAAAGAUUAAAAUAGAAAAUUCACAUCACGUUCCAUUUCAAUUCAAAUUUCCAAUCUUCCCCAUUCUCAUAUCAAAAAAAUUAGGGUUAGGUUUUUCAUUUUCUUCCCCAAAAAAAGAAACGUCUUCAAACAAAAAGAAACACAACAAGAAUCAAUUCUUUAUGAUUCUUUCUUCAAUCGCAAACAAAACUUUAAUCUUUCUAUUAAUCUUCUUCGUGCUUCAAUUUCAAUCCUCUGCAUCGUUAAACAUGAAGAUUCACCCUGUUCCUCGAAAACGCAACAUCACAAUCCAAUUUGGAACCGACGGUGGAAACCCUUCAUCGGAGGCACAAGCUUUGUUAGGAAUCUCCGGGAAGAAAUUACGGCGUCUUCCACACGUUUUCAGCCGUGUAUUGGAACUUCCGUUUCGAUCGGAUGCUGACGUGGCGGUGGAGGAAGCGCCUGAUUGUUUUCGUUUUGUUGCGGAGACGGAUGGAAUUGGAGAGGUGAGGACUCAUACGGUUGAGAUCCAUCCUGGUGUGGUUAAGAUCGUGGUUAGAGAUGGUGAAUCUUUGGAAUUAUCGCUUGAUCAGUUAGAGCUUGAUAUGUGGAGGUUUCGUUUGCCUGAUUCCACGUUACCGGAGCUUGCUAGCGCGGUGUUUGUUGACGGGGAAUUGAUUGUUACCGUUCCGAAAGGUCAUGAUCUGCAGAAUGUUGAAGGUGGUGAUAAUGGUAGAGGUAUGGGUGGUGGUAGACUUGUUCUUGUACAGUGAUUGUGAUGAAUAUGAUGAAUGGUGAUGAUGGUUAUGAUUAUGAAUGAUGUUUAUGAUGAUGAUGAUGAUGGAAAUUCUUUUGUUAACACCUUUAUAAAAAUGUGACCUUUAGUAUAUGUGGGUUAGAUUUAAGGUUGUUGUUGGAUGUAGCUAAUUUCUUUUGGUAUGUGAAUGUGAUCGUUGCUUCAACAUAAAUGAUCUUUCUUAAAUAAUGGGUCUUUAUAUUUAUGGCAAUGUCAAUUUUCACA